Penicillium soppii is the source of this 1731-nucleotide messenger RNA. RefSeq names its product delta-1-pyrroline-5-carboxylate dehydrogenase prnC (gene prnC). Gene Ontology annotation, cellular component: mitochondrial matrix. The coding region runs from base 1 to 1731 and encodes 576 amino acids. The record is from RefSeq and is a predicted model, not a curated record. Gene Ontology annotation, molecular function: L-glutamate gamma-semialdehyde dehydrogenase (NAD+) activity. The transcript is spliced from 3 exons. Lineage: Eukaryota; Fungi; Ascomycota; Eurotiomycetes; Eurotiales; Aspergillaceae.
AUGUUGCAGUCAGCUAUUUUACGCGCCCGCGCGCCCAUCUCGCGGCUCGUAUACCGCAUUCCUAGCUCUGGCACUCGCGCUAUGGGCACUUAUGCCACUUUCAAGGUCCCCCAAAUUAACAACGAGCCCAACAAACACUACAUUCCCGGUUCACCAGACCGCAAGGGACUUGAGGAUGCUCUGGCUAAGUACAAGCAGAGUGCGCCCUUGAAUGUGCCUUUGGUUAUUGCAGGCAAGGAGCUCAAGGGCUAUGAAACCUUCACCCAGAGCAACCCCGCAUCCCAUGCUCCUGUGGCCACCUACUCCAAUGCCACCAAGGCCGAUGUGCAGGCCGCAAUUGACUCAGCCCUCGCGGCUCGUAAGUCUUGGGCUGAUACUCCCUUCGCCGAGCGUGCCAGCAUCUUCCUCAAGGCCGCCGACCUGAUCGCGAGCAAGUACCGCUACGACAUCAUGGCUCUGACUAUGCAUGGGCAGGGCAAAAACGCCUGGCAGGCCGAGAUCGACUCCGCUGCCGAGCUUGUUGACUUCUUCCGAUUCGGCGUGAAGUACGCCGAGGAAGUUUACGCCCAGCAGCCUUCCCACAACUCCCCUGGCGUGUGGAACCGCACUGAGUACCGCCCUCUCGAGGGCUUCGUGUACGCCAUUAGCCCCUUCAACUUCACUGCCAUCGGUGGUAACUUGGCUGGUGCCCCAGCCCUGAUGGGCAACGUUGUUAUCUGGAAGCCCUCUCCCGCUGCUAUCGCCUCCAACUGGCUCGUGCACCAGAUCUUGCUUGAGGCUGGCCUGCCAAAGGAUGUUAUCCAGUUCGUUCCAGGUGAUGCUGAGGAGGUCACUAGCACCGUCCUUGAGAGCCGCGAGUUCGCUGCUCUUCACUUCACUGGAAGCACUGACGUUUUCCGUAUGCUGUACGGCAAGAUCUCCCAGGGCGUGGCGGAUGGCAAGUACCGCAGCUACCCUCGCAUUGUUGGCGAGACCGGUGGCAAGAACUUCCACUUGGUUCACAAGUCUGCGGAUGUCCGCAACGCCGCCGUCCAGACCGUGCGCGGUGCUUUCGAGUUUCAGGGCCAGAAGUGCAGUGCCACUUCUCGCGCAUACAUCGCCUCUUCUAUCGCCGAGGACUUCACCCAGCAGGUUGCCGCUGAGGUGCAGAAGAUCAACGUCGGUGAGCCCACCGAUUUCACCAACUUCUGCGGCCCCGUCAUCCACGAGGGAUCCUUCAAAAAGCUUGCCGGUGUUAUCGAUGAGGCUAAGAACGACCCUGAGCUUGAGCUCAUCGCUGGUGGAUCUUACGACUCCUCCAAGGGUUGGUACAUCCAACCUACCGUCUACCGUACCACCAACCCCGACCACCCUCUUCUAUCCCGCGAACUCUUCGGCCCCAUUCUGGUGAUCUACUCCUACAACGACGCCACCGACGCCGACUUCACCAAGAUUUGUGACAAGAUUGACAGCACCAGCACCUACGGCCUGACCGGUUCCGUAUUCGCCCAGGAUCGCGCCGCCGUCCAGGUUGCCGAUGAAGUCCUCCGUAACGCCGCUGGUAACUUCUACAUCAACUGCAAGAGCACUGGUGCCGUUGUUGGCCAGCAGCCCUUCGGUGGUGCCCGUGCCAGUGGUACCAACGACAAGGCUGGCAGUGCAAACCUGAUGACCCGCUUCGUCAGCUUGCGCUCCAUCAAGGAGGAGUAUGUCCCCACAUACACCGUUGCCUACCCCAGCAACGCCAACUAA